AUGGCGAACAAAGCCGCUGUUCCGUUCCUGGUCACGAUGAUGCUCGUGACCGGGGUCUGCAACACAAUCCUCAACAAAUACCAGGAUAUGCAGUGUGUGUGGAAUUGCGAUUCUCCCAACCCUAUAUACCGCCGCACCUUCGAGCAACCUGUCAUUCAAACUAUCCAGAUGUUCACUGGAGAGAUGGGUAGCUGGCUUGUGAUCCUCAUGUCCUACCUUUACCGGCGUUUUAUCUCUCCGCGCUUGUCCAACAACUCUUCACCGCUUCUAGCCGGUGGUUACCACCCUGUCGGGGCAGCCGAGGGACUUGACGAGGAGGAGGAUUACACAAUCGGAGGACCCGACGGUUCGAGUGAUGCCACAAAGCCCCCCACACUACCUAACGGACGCAUUCCUCUCAAAGGGCGCAGGAUCCUCCUUCUUGCAGCUCCCGCAUGUUGCGACAUCGCCGGUACAACUCUCAUGAACGUCGGGCUGCUCUUUGUCGCUGCCAGUGUGUACCAAAUGACCCGUGGCGCCCUGGUUCUGUUCGUUGGGCUCUUCAGCGUGAUUUUCCUCCACCGGAAACUGUACCUCUACCACUGGCUUGCACUGUUCGUGGUGGUUCUUGGUGUUGCAUUGGUCGGCCUUGCAGGCGCCCUCUUUAGCGGGACCCCGGCCCACGAUGUCACGCAGGAGACCGCCGCAGCGGCCAUCACGCAUGCUAUCAGGGAAGUUCAAACCACGGCCCAGACUCCGGAAGCGCUAAAGGCCGUUGUCGGGGUCCUUCUUAUCGCCGCAGCUCAGAUCUUCACCGCAUCCCAAUUCGUGGCGGAGGAAUGGAUCCUGGAGAACUAUGAAAUGGAUCCCCUCGAGGUCGUUGGUUGGGAGGGCAUUUUCGGGUUCUCCGUGACCGUCAUCGGCUCGAUCAUCUUAUAUCUGACCAUCGGACGCACGGAGGCUGGCCGCUACGGUUACUUCGAUGCAAAGGAGGGCUGGAGCCAAGUCUUCCACAACAGAGCAAUUGCCACGUCCAGCUUCCUCAUCAUGAUCAGCAUUGGCGGCUUCAACUUCUUCGGACUCUCCGUCACCCGGACCGUUUCCGCCACGUCCCGCAGCACCAUCGACACAUGCCGUACCCUUUUCAUCUGGCUCGUCUCUCUGGCCCUGGGCUGGGAAUCCUUCAAGUGGCUCCAGGUCCUCGGUUUCGCCCUGCUCGUCUACGGAACUUUCAUGUUCAACGACAUUGUCCGGCCCCCGCUCAAGGCGUGCCUUCCCCGCGCCCACCGGGAUCGGGAGAUCCUUCUCCCCGAAGAGCCGAUUGAACAUAUCUAG
Messenger RNA from Aspergillus heteromorphus CBS 117.55, 1314 nucleotides. RefSeq names its product putative nucleotide-sugar transporter. Gene Ontology annotation, molecular function: pyrimidine nucleotide-sugar transmembrane transporter activity. Gene Ontology annotation, biological process: pyrimidine nucleotide-sugar transmembrane transport. The record is from RefSeq and is a predicted model, not a curated record. NCBI's taxonomy places the organism in Eukaryota, Fungi, Ascomycota, Eurotiomycetes, Eurotiales, Aspergillaceae. Gene Ontology annotation, cellular component: Golgi membrane; intracellular membrane-bounded organelle. The transcript has 4 exons. The coding region runs from base 1 to 1314 and encodes 437 amino acids.